AUGUCAAGCAUCAAAUUCAAGAAAUGGUCUUCGACUGGAGGACAUCCACUAGUCUCGGGCGUUUCUGAUUGCAGCAAGUUGGAACGAGUGCGGGUCUUUGUUUCGUUCCUGAACAGUUGCAAACUCUUAGACGUUGUCCGUCGAGUGGAGAAGACUUUCACCUUUGGUAAAGGAGACCGCACAUUUGAAUGCAUGUGGACGCACUUCUGUAUGGAAUUGCAGUUUGGAGACCGCUUUGCAAUCCUCGAACGCACCCAAGACGGCGUGAUGUUCACCGAGAGAAAAAUCGACUCUAGCUCUGAAGUGGAAACGUGGACCGGGGUUCCUGAUGAUCAUGUGACUUUUGGUCAGAUCAUGGAUUUCUAUGAAAAGGAAUUGGGAUCUCCCUACAAGUUCACCAGCAAGAACUGUAAGCACUUUGCUUACGAUUUCUUUCGGCGGAUUAUGCGCCAACAGGAGAACCUUUACUUUGGAAAAUUCUGUCGAGGCCACGAAGAUGUGUUCAGGUGGAAGACAAGCUGA
Seminavis robusta is the source of this 522-nucleotide messenger RNA. The record is from the annotation of a GenBank genome assembly. NCBI's taxonomy places the organism in Eukaryota, Bacillariophyta, Bacillariophyceae, Naviculales, Naviculaceae.